UCCCAGCUUUCCUGUUCCCUCCUGCCUUCUUGUUCUUGCCCCUGCGCUGGUGUGCCCAUUUAGUCUCAUUUUGUUUUAUGAGCCUGUCUAAGCUUUGGAUGACGGGUGGACCUCAGGAGUGACUUCAGAGCUGAGUUAAAAAUGUGUCUGGGGGCCAUACUCUUGGGGUUUCUCCAGUCUCUGUCACACCAGUAAGUCUGGUCUCUUUUUGUGAGUUAGAAUUUUGUCCCACAUUCUUCUCCAGCUUUGUCUGGAACCCUCUCUUGUGAUCCCUGUCAGAGCAGUUGGUGUGGCAAGCUGGGCACCAUCUAGUUGUUCUGGACAGUCUGGCGGAGGCUGUGGUAGUUGUGGUCCAUUAGUCCUUUGGACUAAUCUUUCCCUUGUGUUUUUGGUUUUCUCCAUUCUCCCUUGCUCCAGAUGGUGUGGGACCAGUGGAGUAUCUGAGAUGGCCAUUCGCAAGCUUUUAAGACCCCAGAUGCUACUCACCAAAGCAGGAUGUAGAACAUUUUCUUUAUAAACUAUGUUAUGCCAGUUGAGCUAGAUGUCCCCCCAGACCAUGGUCCCUAGCCCUCAGCCUUAAAUCUCAGAUUUGACCAGCUUUAUUAUUGGGGUGUGGGGUGGGGGAGAUGAGGCUUAGUUUGAGAGGUAAAUGGACUCAUCAGAACCAAAUCAGAAAAUUAGACUUAAUUACCCAGCCACAAACCCUGGUGGAUCUGGGCAGGCCUCCCCAUGUGAAGGAUAUAGCCUGUGUUUUUAUGGGCAGGCUGGUUCCCAAAGACGAAAGAGGAAGGAGCUGAGUCGAUUACGCCCAGUUUAUUCUUCCCAAAAUGUCCCAACAGAUAAGUCAGCCCACAUGCCCUGCCUGGAGUGGUGAAAGAAAAGUGGCAGAGAGAGGCCAGGCCUUACACCAGAUGAGUUUCUUCCACAUGGAAGAAUCACUUCCCCUGAGAACCUUCAACCAGGGAUAGCUAUUUGUUAUUGUGAAGCUGCAGUCAGACGGCCUAGAUGCAGUGUUCAAGGGUCCAGAAAUAUUGUUUUUAAGCCAUUGGUUCUUUUCUUUGGCUGCACCUUGAUAUCACUUAUGGUGUUUUGUAAAAAGAACAAAAAACAUGCAUAUGCUCGAGCACCACUCCAGACCUACUGAGGAAGACUUUGGAGAUGGGGCCCUGGACAUGUGCAUUUAAAGAAAGCUUCAGUUCUUCCAGUGCAAAUCCAGGUGAGGACCCACUGCUGUAGGUGUGCUGCUUAUUGUGUGGUUUUCUACCAUGCCUCUGUGCAUAUGCCUUUCCCACUGCCUGAAUUGAGCAUCCUAGCCUUCUUCACCUGGGCAAAAAUUCUACUCAUCCUUCAGCAGUGGAGUUGGCCAUGUCCUCCUCUGCAAUCUUCCCUGCUCCUUCCCCUGUCUUCCUCACUCCCUGCAAGCAGAGAUUCCUUCUGGCUGCAAGCUAUUUCAAAAAAUGUAUUCUGUGUUGAAAUUAUUUUGAUAACUACAUGUGAACAUUUCUGCAAAAGCUCAUAUACAUACACACACUUGUAAAUGUACAGAAAAAGAUCUGAAAGUACAGCCACCAAAUUUUUAUGCUAUCUUGACUGUGAGGUGGGGGAUUUGAGUAGAGGAGGAUGUUUAAUUAUUUUUUUGGUAAUAAGUACUCAGCUUACUCUUAUAUAGUUUUAAUUUUUAAAUAAGUGUAUUUUGAUGAUAAGAUAAAAAUAACAGUAUAAAAGAAGAAAUGCAUUGCAUUGAUUCUAUGCACUGCAUUUCCUCCUGCGAGGACUUCUACAUGUCAUCUCAGUCACAGUCCUGAUUUUGGACAGGGUUCUGCCCUCUUGUGUUCCUUCCUCUUUCUCUACACUUUUAUUUUCCUUUCUUAGAUCCUCAAAUGAUCAGACUUAGAUGAAGCGGAAGGGACAAUUCAACUUCCCUCAAUUUCAGAAUUGUGUUUGUGCCAUGAAUAGAAAGCAAAAUCCAAAACCAAACCCAUUUCCAUCAACUCUGACUUAUGGCGACCCUGGGUGGUGCACGCUGAUUGUGCCAGACUACCAACCAAAAAGUUCGUGGUUUGAACCCACCCAGCAGUGCUGUGGAAGAUCUGUUUCUGUAAAGAUUAUAGCCAAGAAAAUCCUAGGGAGCUCAGGUCUGCCCUGUAACACAUGGGGUCACCAUGAUAAGUAGGAACAGGUAAACUACAGAAUUGAAGUUUUGAAGAAUGGGUAAAGACUUUCGUUAUUAUUUCCAGCAUCCCUGGUCUCGCCUGAUUGUGGCUUAUUUGGUGAUCUUCUUUAACUUCUUAAUAUUUGCGGAGGACCCAGUUUCUCAUAGCCAAACAGAGGCCAAUGUUCUUGUUGUUGGAAACUGUUUUUCAUUUGUAACAAAUAAAUACCCUAGAGGAGUUGGCUGGAGGCUUUUGAAGGUGCUUCUAUGGCUACUUGCCAUUCUCAUAGGACUAAUAGCUGGCAAAUUUCUGUUCCAUCAACGUUUGUUUGGUCAGCUACUCCGGCUAAAAAUGUUUCGAGAGGAUCAUGGGUCGUGGAUGACAAUGUUCUUCAGCACAGUUCUUUUUCUCUUCAUAUUUUCUCACAUAUACAACACGGUUCUGUUAAUGGAUGGCAACAUGGGAGCAUAUAUCAUUACAGACUAUAUGGGCAUCCGAAAUGAAAGUUUCAUGAAAUUAGCUGCGGUAGGGACCUGGAUGGGGGACUUUGUCACAGCUUGGAUGGUCACUGAUAUGAUGCUUCAGGACAAACCCUAUCCUGAUUGGGGAAAGUCUGCAAGAGCUUUCUGGAAGAAAGGAAAGAUUAGGAUCAUUUUAUUCUGGACGGUUCUGUUCACUCUGACUUCUGUAGUUGUACUUGUCAUCACAACUGACUGGAUCAGCUGGGACAAGCUGAAUCGGGGAUUUUUGCCCAGUGAUGAAGUUUCCAGAGCAUUCCUGGCUUCUUUCAUCUUGGUCUUUGACCUCCUCAUUGUGAUGCAGGACUGGGAAUUCCCACAUUUCAUGGGAGACGUUGAUGUGAAUCUCCCUGGGUUACACACUUCUCACGUGCAAUUCAAGGUUCCUUUCUUCCAGAAGAUCUUCAAGGAGGAAUAUCAUAUUCACAUAACAGGUAAAUGGUUUAAUUAUGGAAUCAUCUUUCUUGUCUUGAUCUUGGAUCUGAAUAUGUGGAAGAACCAGAUAUUUUAUAAACCUCAUGAAUAUGGGCAGUAUAUCGGCCCAGGGCAGAAGAUUUACACAGUGAAAGACCCAGAAAGUUUAAAGGAUUUGAACAGAACCAAGCUAUCCUGGGAAUGGAGGUCCAAUCACACUAACCCUCAGACCAAUAAAACAUAUGUUGAGGGAGACAUGUUCUUACACAGCAGGUACAUAGGGGCUAGCCUUGAUGUCAAGUGUCUGGCCUUUAUUCCAAGCUUGAUCGCUUUUGUGUGGUUUGGAUUCUUCAUCUGGUUCUUUGGACGAUUUUUGAAAAAUGAGCAAGGCAUGGAGAACCAAGACAAAACUUACACUCGCAUGAAAAGAAAAUCCCCAUCAGAACACAGCAAAGACAUGGGAAUCACUAGAGAAAACACCCAGGCCUCAGUGGAGGACCCACUGAAUGACCCUCCCUUGGUUUGCAUCAGGUCCGACUUCAACGAGAUCGUCUACAAGUCUUCCCACCUAACAUCAGAAAACUUGAGCUCACACUUGGAUGAAUCUACCAGCGCAACAGAGGCUGAUCCAGACCCAGCUACAUCUAAAAGUACACCUACGAACUAGAUUCACUUACUUGGAGAUAGCACAGAAAAACAACCUUGUGUAUAACUUUAAAGAAGUUAGUCUUUCCUUUUGUAAACGUAAGGUUUACGUAGUAUCAGAUAAAGAAAUAUAAACAAUGCCACAACGGUGCUCAACAUGCUUUUUCUAGGACUCAUUGUUUUCUAUUUGUAUUAUAAUACACGUGCCUACUGUAUAUCUAACAGUCCUCUAGAGAUUGCUUUUCACAAUUGCACAAGCUAUUUACUGACUUUCCAGCAUAGCAGAAGAUUAAACGAUUACCUGUGUAUCUGAUGUUCAACCAUAGUGGUGCCUUGAGACAUUAAACUGUUUUUAAUUGUACCAGAAAUGAAGCGUGGAAUAG
Loxodonta africana (African savanna elephant) is the source of this 4113-nucleotide messenger RNA. RefSeq names its product transmembrane protein 117 (gene TMEM117). The record is from RefSeq and is a predicted model, not a curated record. Gene Ontology annotation, biological process: intrinsic apoptotic signaling pathway in response to endoplasmic reticulum stress. The transcript has 8 exons. Bases 2208 to 3752 code for a protein of 514 amino acids. NCBI's taxonomy places the organism in Eukaryota, Metazoa, Chordata, Mammalia, Proboscidea, Elephantidae.